GAGGUUCACAACAAAAUCCUACAGAUAUUGAAUUAAAUGAUGAAAUUAUAGGAAAUCAAUCUAAUAUUAUUACUUCUGAAUAUUGGGAAAGAGAAAUUAAUGAAUGGAAAGAAAUGUUAGCAGAAGAGGAGAAAUUCCGAUUGGAAGAGAAAGAAGCAUUAAGAGAAUUAAGAGAUCAUUGGACAAUUUUAAACGAUGAUCUUUUAAAGAUUAUAAACACCCGGCAAUUGAUAAAAUAG
Molecule: messenger RNA, 239 nt
Organism: Funneliformis caledonium
Lineage: Eukaryota; Fungi; Glomeromycota; Glomeromycetes; Glomerales; Glomeraceae
Source: the annotation of a GenBank genome assembly